GGGGCGCGUGUGAACGAGUCCGGACGCGUGUCCGCGGAACCCGUGCCUGCCGCGGGGUCGUGUGCCAGGAGGAGGGGGCUGGCCGGCCGCCUCGGGCUCCUUGUCCCAGCUCCGCCCCGUCCUUCUUCCGGGCGCUGGGGACGAUGCGUGCCGGGCCUGGAUCGCGCUCCUCCUCCUCCCUCCUGUUUUUGUCUCCCAAUAGCCUUGCGAGGUUGAAAUAUGUCCCGGGUCCCUUUGGGGAAAGUCCUGCUGCGAAAUGUCAUUCGUCACACAGAUGCACAUAACAAGAUUCAGGAAGAGUCAGAAAUGUGGAAAAUACGAGAGAUGGAAAAGCAGACUGAAGAAAUACAUUGGGGCAAGCAAAAGAGUUCACUUUCCAAUUCUUCCAGUAGCCGGAUGCGUAGCGAUGGCUUCGAUGAGGAAAGCCAACACGCUGGCUGGAAGGUGAAGAACUUUGCUCCUGUAUCGGUGGCGACGGAAGAUGACCUCCGCCAUGCCCGAUACUGGAACAAGAAGCUCUACGAAUGUGAAGCCAGCAUGCCAGACAGAUGGGGCCAUAGUGGCUACAAAGAACUGUAUCCAGAAGAAUUUGAUACAGACAGCGAUCACCGGGAGCGAGACGAACAGAAUUCUGUGAACGGAAAAAGAAAAUCUCAGCCUGGGAGACGUUCUUCUCUUGACCCGCACAAAAAGAAGAAGACCAAAAAGUCACACAAGAAGAAGCGGAAAAAGAAAUCGCACAAGAAGCGCAAGAAGAAGAAACAGGAGCAGCCGAGCACAGCAUCAGAUUCUUCCCAAGAAUCGGAAUGUUCCGAGGCAGGCGCUUCGGGCACAGGGAAGCAGAAGCGGCGCCACAAAAAGGCCAGGAAGGUCCUAGCCAAGCAGCCCGCCUCUUCCUCAGGGCAGGACAGUGACUUCAGCAGCUCACAGGGCAGUGAGCCCAAGGAGAAGCCGGAGAAGCAGCCGAAGAAAAAGCGGAGGAAACGCUGUGCUUCCCCCUUGGAAAGAUGCAGUGAAGGCGUACAGGAGAAACGCAGCAAGAGGAAGAACUGGAAAGUGGCAGCUGACGAGAAUUCGGAGGACAGCUCUGAGGAGGAUUAACAAAAAGGAACCAGCUCUGCCUGUGUUUGGACUUAUUUUACAAGAGAACAGGGCUCUCUGGCUAAUGCAGUCCUCUCGGAGCAAAGUGAGGCCUGAACCAGCUCUGCAAACCUCAGGAUCUUGUGGGAGGCAGGCUUCUGUUUCCCCCCUGCCUGAAAGUAGCCAUGGAAAGAAAGCAACUCCUGCCCAGGACUGUUUGCCCACUCCAGAUUCCAGCUAAAUACAUGACUACACAAACCCUUCAUUGUCACGUGGUACUCUUGGGAGUGGCUCAGAAGGGAACUUGGGACUUGAGGCUCCCUCCCUAUUUUUUAAAAAAUCUAUUUUCAAUGGCCAAUAUGUAAAAUAUUAUUGCAAUAAAUAACGGAGACACA
This is a messenger RNA of Eublepharis macularius, 1475 nucleotides long. It is a transcript of the gene NKAPD1, whose product is annotated as NKAP domain containing 1. The transcript is spliced from 6 exons. The coding region runs from base 220 to 1101 and encodes 293 amino acids. The record is from RefSeq and is a predicted model, not a curated record. Lineage: Eukaryota; Metazoa; Chordata; Lepidosauria; Squamata; Eublepharidae.